Messenger RNA from Nematolebias whitei (Rio pearlfish), 2249 nucleotides. RefSeq names its product carboxypeptidase X (M14 family), member 2 (gene cpxm2). Gene Ontology annotation, molecular function: metallocarboxypeptidase activity; zinc ion binding. Lineage: Eukaryota; Metazoa; Chordata; Actinopteri; Cyprinodontiformes; Rivulidae. Gene Ontology annotation, biological process: proteolysis. The record is from RefSeq and is a predicted model, not a curated record. Bases 6 to 2249 code for a protein of 747 amino acids. The transcript is spliced from 14 exons.
AGGUCAUGACAAAGCAAUGCAUCAGCCUCCUGACGCCCCUGGUUGUGCUACUCCUCACAGGGCUAGCAGACCCCAGCCUCGGCUCUGCUGGCGAGCAGGAGGAUUACUACAGGCAUGGGAUGCUGAGAAGGGAGCAAUACAAUCAGGUUCAAGUGCAGGAGAAGCCCAUUUCCUUAACACCGGAUGGACAUGAGCACCCAAGACAGAGCAAGAAAUCUCCUAAAGGGAUGACAGAAAGCAACAAGAAGAAUGAGAAAAAGACAGCUCCGACAAAGUCAGAGAAAGCAGCCAGCAAAAAGGCAGUGAAGACCAAGAACGCCCUGAAAGAUCCCAACAGCAUCUCUGAAGGAGUCGGACAAUACAGCUCAAUAAAAGAAGAAUGUCCUCCCCUAGGACUGGAGACAUUAAAGAUCAAUGAUUUCCAGCUUCAUGCUUCGUCCACAAAACGCUACGGCCUUGGAGCGCACCGAGGUCGCCUUAACAUUCAGGCUGGCUUCUACGAAGACGACCUGUACGACGGGGCCUGGUGUGCAGGGAGGAAUGACCCACUUCAGUGGAUUGAGGUGGAUGCUCGGAGGCUGACCAAGUUCACCGGGGUCGUCACACAGGGCAGGAACUCCCUCUGGUCGAGCGACUGGGUGACAUCGUACAAGGUUAUGGUUAGCAACGACAGCCACACGUGGGUCACACUCACAAACAUCUCCGAGGACUUGAUAUUCCGUGGAAACAGAGAAAAAGAAAUCCCUGUCCUGAACAUCUUCCCGUCACCCGUAGUGGCCCGGUACAUUCGGAUCAACCCUCGCUCCUGGUUUUACAGCGGCAGCAUCUGUAUGAGAGUGGAAAUCCUCGGCUGUCCGUUGCCAGAUCCAAAUAAUUAUUACCACAGACGCAAUGAUGUCAUAACGACUGAUGACUUGGACUUCAGGCAUCACAGCUACAAAGAGAUGAGACAGCUUAUGAAAGUGGUUAAUGAAAUGUGCCCCAACAUCACCCGGAUCUAUAACAUAGGAAAGUCCCAGAGCGGCCUCAAACUGUAUGCCAUCGAGAUCUCUGACAACCCAGGAGAACAUGAAGUUGGUGAACCAGAGUUUCGUUACACAGCAGGUUCCCAUGGCAACGAGGUGCUGGGACGAGAGCUCCUCCUCCUGCUGAUGCAGUUCAUGUGUUUGGAGUAUCUGUCUGGCAACCAGCGGGUCCGUCACCUGGUGGAGGAGACCAGAAUCCACCUGCUGCCAUCCAUCAACCCUGAUGGGCACGAGAAAGCCUUUGAAGUGGGUUCAGAGCUCAGUGGCUGGUCUCUUGGCCGAUGGACCAAUGAUGGGAUAGAUGUUCACUACAACUUCCCUGAUCUCAACUCCAUUCUGUGGGAGGCGGAGGCCAAGAAGUGGAUUCCUCGCAAAAUGCCCAACCAUCAAGUGCCCAUCCCAGAAUGGUACCAGUCAAUAAAUGCUUCAGUUGCCUUGGAGACGCGAGCUCUGAUAUCAUGGAUGGAGAAAAUGCCGUUUGUGCUGGGUGGGAACCUCCAGGGAGGGGAGCUGGUGGUGACCUUCCCGUAUGACAGAACCCGCUCCCAGGGGGUGGUCAUGGAGCAGACCCCCACCCCUGAUGACCACGUCUUCCACUGGCUGGCCUUCUCCUACGCAUCCACCCACAGACUGAUGACUGAUGCCAACCGACGGGUCUGUCACACCAAAGACUUUGCCAAGGAGGACGGGACCAUCAACGGAGCGUCCUGGCACACGGCAGCCGGAAGUAUGAAUGAUUUCAGCUACUUGCACACCAACUGCUUUGAGCUGUCGAUGUAUGUGGGCUGUGACAAAUUUCCACAUGAGAGCGAGCUGCCAGAGGAGUGGGAGAACAACCGCGAGUCUCUUCUUGUUUUCAUGGAGCAGGUGCAUCGUGGGAUCAAAGGCGUGGUCAGAGACCUACAAGGUCGUGGUAUCGCUAACGCCAUCGUCUCUGUGGAGGGGAUCGGCCAUGACAUUCGCACAGCUGCUGAUGGGGAUUACUGGCGCUUGCUAAACCCUGGAGAGUACCGAGUAACAGCCAGAGCCGAAGGCUACGGAUUUACCAGUAAGAAGUGCGAGGUGGGCUACGACAUGGGCGCCACCAGGUGCGACUUCACCAUCAUCCGGACCAACUUGUCACGAAUCAGAGAGAUCAUGGAGAAGUUCAACAAACAGCCCAUCAAAUUACCCGUGAGGCACCUUCAAGCUCGCAGGUCCAGAGAAAGAGGUCUGGGAACAUAA